AAAACUUUUAAAGCUUAGAUUCUGUUGUCUUAGCCUUGGCUGACAGCCUUCUUUCCCCUGCCCUACCUCAGUAGACCCCACACUCCUCUCAUACCUCCUGAUCAAAAUCCUAAGAAAUCUUGACCUUCUGAUGUUUUUUCCUCUUGCCAGUGUUUAAGAAACGUCGGAAGCGUCGGAAGGGGUGGAGCACAGCCAUGGGGCCCGAUCAGCUAUUGAAUGCCUGCGAAAGCAUCACGGCUGGAAGAGUUGACCUGAGCAGCUGGAAGGAGAAAAUCGAGCGGGAUGCUGCCAGUGCACACCUGCUGCUUGAAGACUCGGAGGAAGAGGAGGAAGAGGACGACGGGGCUGCUGUACUAGUGGAGCACCAAACUGACGUGGCGAUGGAGGCUGGGGAGCCCUCCCAGGAACUCUACAAGGAUGGCAUUCUGACAGUAGGCUGCGUUGGCUUUCCCAAUGUGGGCAAGUCCUCCCUCAUCAACGGGCUGGUGGGCCACAAAGUGGUGAGUGUCUCCCGCACUCCGGGUCACACCAAGUACUUCCAGACCUACUUCCUGACGCCCGCGGUCAAGUUGUGCGACUGCCCUGGCCUCAUCUUCCCUUCCCUUGUGGACAGGCAGCAGCAGAUCCUGGCUGGUAUCUACCCUAUUUCCCAGAUCCAGGAGCCCUACACUUCUGUGGGGUACCUGGCUGUCCGAAUCCCUGUCCAGGCCCUGCUCAAGCUGCGACAUCCAGAUGUGGAACCCAGCAAGCCUGAACCUCUGUGGUGUGCUUGGGAUGUUUGUGAAGCCUGGGCUGAGAAGCGAGGCUACAAGACUGCUAAAGGAGCUCGUAACGAUGUCUACCGAGCAGCCAACAGCAUCCUGCGGCUGGCUGUAGACGGACGCCUCUGUUUAUGCAUGCGACCCCCAGGCUACGCUGCACACAAAGCCACCUGGAUCCGCCACCCAGAGACCACCGAGAUCUCUGCUCUGCAAGAGGCUCACCGCCAAGCUGGAAAGCACAGCUCUGGUGAGGAGGAGGAAGACGAAAUCUCCAGCUCAGGAGAAGAGGAGGAUGAAGAGAAAGAUCGGGAUGCUGAUGAGGAAGGAGAGGAAGAGGAGCCCUUCACUGCUCCCAGAAGUGGGCCUAGCCUGCCCAUUCCCACCAGAAGGGGAAAGUUUGCCGGCCAGAACUUGUUUGCUUUGCUAGGGGAGGACGAGUGUUAGCAGCUCCCCCUGCUGGACAGACUGAUAGCGCAUUCCCAAGCUCCAGAGCUCCUGUAUAUCAAUAAAGGUGAUGUUUAUUUCCUGA
Molecule: messenger RNA, 1290 nt
Organism: Sphaerodactylus townsendi
Lineage: Eukaryota; Metazoa; Chordata; Lepidosauria; Squamata; Sphaerodactylidae
Gene: GNL1
Product: G protein nucleolar 1 (putative)
Exons: 6
Coding region: 195-1205 (336 amino acids)
Molecular function (GO): GTPase activity; GTP binding
Source: RefSeq, a predicted model, not a curated record